This is a messenger RNA of Aspergillus wentii DTO 134E9, 1148 nucleotides long. RefSeq lists its product as uncharacterized. Lineage: Eukaryota; Fungi; Ascomycota; Eurotiomycetes; Eurotiales; Aspergillaceae. Bases 80 to 1003 code for a protein of 307 amino acids. The record is from RefSeq and is a predicted model, not a curated record. The transcript has 3 exons. Gene Ontology annotation, molecular function: protein binding.
CCCCACCUUGAGCUUGACAACUCUCCUCCCCACCAACGAUCGCAUCCUUCAACCUAUCAUCUUCCAACACAACACAACCAUGGCUUCCGAUUUAGACCAGCUCAUUGAAAUGGGCUUUGACCAGGAGAGAGCACAACUGGCAGUGACUAAAAGCGGUGGUCUCCAAGGAGCUCUGGAAUGGCUCGAACAAAACCAAGACAAGUCGCUCGAGGAGAUCAAGGCUGCCGCAACCAACGAAGAGGAAGGCCCAGCACUUCAACCGGGUGAAGAGCCCCGCAGUCUGGUUUGCAAUGAGUGCGGCAAGAAGUUUCGAAGCACGGCUCAGGCCGAAUUCCACGCUUCAAAGUCCCAGCACGUCGAUUUCGCCGAGUCUACAGAAGAGCUUGCACCUUUGACCGAGGAAGAAAAGAAACAGAAGCUUGAGGAUCUGAGACAGAAGCUGGCAGCCAAGAGAGCGGUGCAGUCCGAGCAAGAUAAGGUCGACAAGAAGAGGAAUGAGGAAAUUCGCAGGAAGAGUACCAAGGAGUCCCAAGAUGCGAAGGAGGAGCUGCAACGAAAGCAGCAGAUGAAGGAGGCAGCCAAGAAGAAGCAGGAAAAGCAGGAUGAGAUUGAGGCAAAGAAACGCAUCAAGGCUAAGAUUGAGGCGGACAAGGAAGAGCGGCGACUCAAGGCCGAACGGGAGAGGGCCCAGCGAGCUGGUGUGGCUCUUCCAGCCCAAUCUGCAUCUGCCCCGGCUCCAGCCUCUGGUCCUGUCGCUUCAAAACCCGCUUCUGCCUACACAGAGUCUCGCCUAAGGUUCCAGACGUCCAAGGGCAACGUUAUGAAAACACUUCCUGUUACUACAACAUUGUUCGAGGUUGCCGCGGCUCUGAAGCAGGAGGAUGGUAUCGAAGUUCAAAGCUUUCUUCAAACCUUUCCUAGGAAGGUCUUCAACUCGGAAUUCUUUGGCGAAUCGCUAAAGGACCUUGGCCUCACUCCCAGUGCGAGUCUUGUGAUUCAGUGAGUCUGGUCACAGUUGGAGAUACCCGACAUGCCAGGUGAUGAUGAAUGUUUCCAAAGGAUGAUGAUGGCGUUUAGAAGAUGAUAGAAUAAUGACAAGAAAAUUGAGAUAAUUGAAGCACAAUUGACUACUCCCAUGAGUUCCAACC